Tribolium madens (black flour beetle) is the source of this 1602-nucleotide messenger RNA. RefSeq names its product protein disulfide-isomerase A3-like. Gene Ontology annotation, molecular function: protein disulfide isomerase activity. The record is from RefSeq and is a predicted model, not a curated record. Gene Ontology annotation, biological process: response to endoplasmic reticulum stress; protein folding. Gene Ontology annotation, cellular component: endoplasmic reticulum. Lineage: Eukaryota; Metazoa; Arthropoda; Insecta; Coleoptera; Tenebrionidae. The transcript has a single exon. Bases 55 to 1527 code for a protein of 490 amino acids.
UUGUUUUAUUUAUUUUGACGCGAAUGCACAAAUUACUGAACAUUUAGAAGAAGGAUGUUUCUGCAUUAUUUCCUCUUGUAUUUCGUGUGCUAUUCUAGUUUUGCAUCGGGAAGUAUUUUGCAACUUAAAGACGAAAACUUUGCUAAUGAAAUAAGCAAUCAUGAAAAUGCUCUUGUGUUGUUUUAUGUCCCUUGGUGUCCCCACUGUCAAAAAUUCCUGCCGAAAUUCUCGGAAGCUGCAGAAAAAUUAAAAGACAACAGCCGUCCGAUUUCUUUGGCCAUGGUUGACUGUGAAAAUGAUGGUAAAGAGACUUGUAAUAAAUACGGAGUCGAGGAAUUUCCCACAAUGAAGAUUUUCCGCAACGGCAAGUUUUCGAAGGAGUAUGAGGGUCCAAGAGACCCUCCAGAAUUGGUUAAAUAUGUGAAAGCGCAACUUGAGGCUACUUCCCUGGAACUAAACACUGUUGAGGAGCUCGAGGAUUUUUUAUCUAAAGGUCAUGUUUCUCUCGUUGGUUUUUUCGAAAGCGAUUCUUACAUCAAGGUUGUUUUCUUCAAAGUUGCUGAAAAAAUGAAACACCAGCUGAAAUUUGGGCAUUCCACUUCUGAAGCGGUUAUGGAAAAGCAGGGAGUCGUUGACGGGAUUGUGUUAUUCCGACCGGCGUAUUUGAACAAUAAGUUUGAAAAUAACAGUGUUGUGUACACUGGGGAUGCUGAAACUGAGGACAUUGUCCAGUUUAUUAAAAGCAACUACCAUGGAUUGGUGGGACACCGAAGACAUGGCUUCACGGAAGACUUUACCUUGGACCCUUCUGUGAGUGUUUUCUACUCUAUUGAUUAUGUGAGGAAUGCUAAAAGGACAAAUUACUGGCGAAAUAGGGUUCUACAAGUUGCAAUCAAAUACAAAGAUCACUUCCAUUUUGUUAUUUCUGAUAAAGACGAAUUUAAAGAAGAACUCAAGGUUCAUAAUCUUUAUCAAGCUAAUAUGACAAAACCUGUCGUUUUGGCAAUGAAUUUCAGAAAAAGGAUAUUCAAGUUGAAAGAACCGUUUUCUGUUGAGGCUUUUGAUAACUUUCUCAGAAAUAUUCUUGAGGGGAAAUUGGAUCCAGAAGUGAAAAGCGCACCUAUCCCUAAAAACAACACAGGAAAUGUUACAAUUGUUGUCGCUAAAAACUUUGACGAACUUAUUUACAACAAUAAAAAAGAUAUUUUUAUUCUAUUUACCGGUCCUGGAUGUGAUGAAUGCAUCCUAGUUGAAGGUCCCUUUGAAGAACUUGGGGGAUUAAUGAAAGGCGAAGAUGUUGAAGUUUUCAAGUUUGAUAUUAUGAAUAAUAGCAUGCCACAAGAAUUUCCUCUUAAUGGUUUUCCUGCUAUUUUUUUCCUCCGCAAGGACUCAAAAGAUGAUCCAAUUUCUUACGACGGUGAUUUUUAUCCAGAAGAUUUCGUUAAAUUUAUUGCCAAACAUGCCACUAAUGAACUUAAAGGAUUUUACAAAGAUGGGAAACCGAAAACGGUGAAGACUGAACUCUGAGCGGAAAUGGACUCAAUUGACAUGUUUUGUAUUACAAUUUCUUGCAAAUACAACGGCCUCAAUAUUUUUUUUAAA